AUGACAAUAACCAUUAGCUCAUCUUCAGAAAGCUCCUUAUCAGAUUCAACAUCAAAGACCAGCCCUGCCUCGUUUAUAAUGGACUAUAAAUCUAAUAACAUGAACCAUAGCCAACACCACAAUCAAAAUCAUUACCCCGAUAAUCAACAAAAUGCAUCUUCAUCUUUGCAACAACAACAACAACUGCAACAACUUCAACUGCAACAACAACUGCAACAACGACCUCCCAGACCCAAGAAUGAUGAUGCCCCUUCAAUAUAUGACCUUAUCAUGGAUGACGACAACUCAUCAAUGGAAAUUUUUAAAAUGUAUCUGCACAAAUCGUAUCUACCUCACAAUCAACGAAUCUCGAAUAUUGCAUGGCGGAUUCAGAAUAAGAAAAUGCUAACUGCAACCAGUAAGCCCAUUCCCAUUAAUAUCAAUAAUAAUAGUGGCAGCAACAGCAACAGUAAAGGACGAUCAAGGAGUGGUUCAAUGGUCUCAAAACCCAUGGCUCGGUCCAAUUCAAAUUCGAAAUCAAAUACAAUAACAACUACGAGUGCAAGCAUGGAAAAUAAAUUGCCCAUUUUUGCCAACAAUACAAGGCUACUACAAACAAAAUUGUCUGACACCAACACAAAUACAAACAAAAACAAAAACUCAAACACAAACACAAACACAAACACAAAUGGGAAUAUCAAGAAUAAAAUUGAAAACACAAAUGAAAAAACACCAGAACCCAAUAUCAAUAACCCUAAUAUGGACGAUUUUGAUUACGUCGCACAUAUAAGAAGAAUAAGCAAAACAGACCAGCCAAAGGAUUUUGCUGAUGAGGUCGAGAAUGACUUAUUCCUCUCCUCGUAUAUUGGCAACUUGUCCAAUGGGAUUGGAAGUACAAACCAAAAUACAGCACCAUCGUCAGUAUCGACAUCCUCCCCUGCAUUCAAUAAAUUUAAACACCCACAAAAUAGUUUCACCACAACUAAUACGACAGGCACAAGUGGUAGUGGUAGUAGUAGUAUUACGACAACGACCACAACACCGCCACCACCACCACCAGCAGCACCACCAGCAGCACCAGCCUCUACAUCAUCGUUAUCGACAUCGGCUCCCUUACUCAAAAGACUGAAUAGUGCAUCAUUAAAAAGAAGGCUGACGAUAAAUUCAACAACCCCAAAGAAAAUCCUCCAAUGCACAAACUGUGAGACAAAGACUACACCGUUGUGGAGGAAGUCUAAUAACGGCGACCUAUUAUGUAACGCGUGUGGAUUGUUUUAUAAGCUUCAUGGUGUUUUAAGACCAUUGAACAACAAGAACAAAGCAGGAAGCUCUAGCUCGGGUUUGAGUUCUGCUGAGGUUGCAAAAAAGAGAAUGAAUAAUAACGAUAGGAAAAUUAGUAAUGCCAAUGUCAAUUUGUUUAAUGGAAUGAAUGUGAAGCUGCUGGGAAAUCAAUCUUUUUUACAUCCACAUCCACAUCCUCAUCCUCAUCCUCAUCCACCACCACAACAACCACCACAACAGCAACAGCAGCAACAACAUGCCCCUAGUACGUUACAUAAAAACUACAUACAAUCGCCAGCUCAGCACCAGUUCCAUCAGCAAUAUAAUCCAACAUUUGAACAACAACUAUCUAGGGAACAAUUUCAUGAACAGCCCCAACCCCAAAAUCAUCAACAACAAUUUCCAAAUAUGGGACCGCCUCAAUCACAAGACGAUAUAGACAAACUACUUAAUAUGAACCUUUUCCAGUCAGAUUUUACCGAUAGUCCUCAGGGUAUGUUUCUCCAAGAUUUUCAAAACCAGGCAUCGCAAACAUCGCAAACAUCGCAGCCAUCACAGCUAUCACAGCCUCCGCCAACAAACUCAUUUAUUUCUUUUGGUCACCCGCAAGAGCAUCAUCAACUGCACGGACAAAUACACCAUCAUAUGGGUAAUGUUGACAGCUACGACCAGCAACUGCAGGAACAUCAACAAAAUCGGUUUCACAAUCUGCAACUACAAAAUCAAGACCUUCAUCACCAGCAUCAUGACGAGAUAGACUUGCUAGAACCAGAUGGCGGCCCUCCAGUUGAUCCAAUGAAUGAUUUAAAUUGGCUACACUUUUGA
Molecule: messenger RNA, 2085 nt
Organism: Lodderomyces elongisporus
Lineage: Eukaryota; Fungi; Ascomycota; Pichiomycetes; Serinales; Debaryomycetaceae
Exons: 1
Coding region: 1-2085 (694 amino acids)
Biological process (GO): regulation of DNA-templated transcription
Molecular function (GO): sequence-specific DNA binding; zinc ion binding
Source: RefSeq, a predicted model, not a curated record